UGAUGCAACUCAGUGCUGCAUAUUUUUUUCCCCCGUCGCGUCGACCGUCUCGCACAGUCCAAUUUGAAAACAGCACGGAUUUGUUUGCGUGUGUCAUAAAGUCAUUUCAUUAUUUUGUUCCCCCGUUGUUGCUCGAGUCUGUAUUCCUCUUGAGUUAAGGAUAUACUCGGCAGCAUUGGGGGUCGGAGCAGACAGCUGGCAGACUGACUGCAUCUCGACUUCGGAUGCUGGCUCCAAACAACCAAGAGGCGCAGAUGCGGUCUGUCUGGCUCCAAAAACCCUCUCUGAGCUGAAACCGGAGCGCUGCCCCCCUAAUCAUGGAUACCCAUGAUAGCACUCUUCACUCUCUCACUCUCUGAGACUUGACUGUGAUGCUCGGGGGUGAAGAGGAGCAAGGCUGAGGAGGAGGAGGAGGAGGAGAUGGGCUGCACCUCCGCCAAGCAGGUGUCUGCAGUUCCCAACAGUGAAGAGGACCAGAGCAAAUCCCACAGCAAUGGAGACCUCUUCUCUGAUGAGUACAAGAUGAAAGGGGGGGACAAAGUCAAGUACAUCGGCGGCGAAGAGCCAGGAGUGGAAGGCCAGGACAGCACGGAGAAAAGCGCUUUACUCGGGAAAAAUCAACUCACGGAUGAAACCGGAUCGAACGAAGAUGGAAAGAUAUUGAGCAUUCAUUCCUCAGAGAGCCAGCAAGAGUUUUUCAGGAUGCUUGAUGAGAAGAUUGAAAAGGGCAGGGACUACUGCUCAGAGGAAGAAGAGAUGACAUAGCACCAUGCUCGAGCAUUCAUCAGCCAUCCGAUGGCAAGGGUGCUGGUGUUGGAAUGGUCAGUACCAUUACACCCGUCCAAAGGGGAGAAGGACAAUUCAGAGCAACUUCUCGCCCUCGUGCUCAUUACGAAGCUCCUUCGUGUCUAACCCAAUGACCCAAAAUCAAAGACGCUUCACGAGUUGAUGAGAGGACUUCGGUUCAGUUUACGUUACAGAAAAGCCAUUACAGGAUUUGGGGAUGAAGAGGAACUCGUCCCUGCUUGGAAGUCAAUAUACAUUGAUUGGACAGUUUCGACAAGUCAUAAAAUUGGGCUUCAUGCGUGAAUAUUUCUUAUUUUUCAAUUGGAUCCAUUCAGUGAAAAGUAAGAUGCAUAUUAUAUUGCCACACAAAUUUGAUCCAAAAUCGAAUGCCCCAAUACAUCCAGUGUUACAGUACUGUGUAAUAAAAUUGAUUGAUAAGUUUAACUGAAUAGAAUUUCUAUGCCUUGAGUCAUGUUUCCAUGAUUUACUUUUUCAUUGAUACUUUAAAAUUAUCUUCAGGCUUUAAGGCUGCUGAUUUGAAAAAAAAAAAAAAAAAAAAAAGAGUAAUUGAAUUAGUUGUAUGUACAAUUACAGUAAAACCAGCCGCACAGAUAUUUCAUGCAUGAGGCCCACGCUCUCCACCUGCCCCCCUGAAAAGUCACGAGGUUGGCUUCUGCAUUCCCCCCCAAAAACCUAUCACUCUUUUCUACAAUUUCUGGGCCGAUUCUAAAUGUCUCCCAACAUUUCUUUCCAUUAUAUUUAUGUGAAACAAGGCUCAGGGUUGCUUCCUUUCAUCACCGCACAUUAAGACCCUUGCACGCACUCACACGGUCGGCUUUCGAUGUAAUGACCCGCUUGGGUGAACUCACUCAUUAGUCGGCGUCUGUAUUUCACUCAUCAGUGUUACUGUGGAAGUCUAUGUUGGUCUUUUGUUUUUCUAAAAAAAAUAAAAUAAAAGUGGCUUUGAACUUA
This is a messenger RNA of Syngnathoides biaculeatus (alligator pipefish), 1758 nucleotides long. RefSeq lists its product as uncharacterized. The transcript has 6 exons. NCBI's taxonomy places the organism in Eukaryota, Metazoa, Chordata, Actinopteri, Syngnathiformes, Syngnathidae. Bases 421 to 765 code for a protein of 114 amino acids. The record is from RefSeq and is a predicted model, not a curated record.